GCUCCUGUCCUCCGCGGCUCCCUCAGCGGGCGCGCCCGGUCUUCUGCGCCCCGCCUGCCCAGGGAUCAAAGAUGAUGAUUCCAUCGGGAGAGUGUACGUACGCUGGAAGGAAGAGAAGGAAACCCAUUCAGAAGCGGAGGCUUACCAUGGGGGCUGAGAAAUCAAAUCCUUCCAAACGGCACCGGGACCGCCUCAAUACAGAGCUGGACCACCUGGCCAGCCUGCUGCCAUUUUCACCUGACAUCAUCGCCAAGUUGGACAAGCUUUCCGUCCUGCGUCUCAGCGUUAGUUACCUCAGGGUGAAGAGCUUCUUCCAAGCCUUGAGAGAGACAUGUGUCUGGCCAGCUCCAUCCCUGUCACCAGAAGACCAUCCACACAGAGAGUGCCCUGUGCAGGAAGGACGGCUGCUGCUGGAGUCUCUCAAUGGCUUUGCCCUGGUGGUGAGUGCAGAAGGGAUGAUCUUUUAUGCAUCAGCAACAAUUGUGGACUAUCUGGGCUUCCAUCAGACGGAUGUAAUGCACCAAAACAUUUAUGACUACAUCCAUGUGGAUGACCGACAGGACUUCUGCAGACAGCUCCACUGGGCCAUGGACCCUCCACAGGUGGUGUUCGGGCAGUCCCCACAUGCUGACACAGACAGUGCCGUCCUGGGGAAGCUGCUUGGGGCCCAGGAAGGGGGCAAGGGAUUGCCCUCCGAGUACUCGGCCUUCUUGACACGCUGCUUCAUUUGUCGGGUUCGCUGUCUGCUGGACAGCACCUCCGGCUUUCUGACUAUGCAGUUCCAAGGAAAACUAAAAUUCCUAUUUGGACAGAAGAAGAAGGCACCAUCAGGAACCGCACUGCCUCCCCGGCUCUCAUUGUUCUGCAUUGUGGUGCCAGUCCUGCCUUCUGUGGCUGAAAUGAAAAUGAAAAGUGCUUUCUUGAGGGCGAAGCAUAGGGCAGACAUUGUGGUUACAAUGGAUUCAAGGGCAAAAGCUGUUACAAGUCUGUGUGAAUCAGAAUUACAUCCUAAACCCAAUUACUUAGCAGGAAGGAGCAAUGGAGAAAAUGGCAUUUCUCUCUUUAGGGGACAAACAGAUAGGAGCCACUGGGCCCAGGCUCUAGCCAGGCCUUCGUGUCUAUGCCUCAGGGGUGGUUCUGAUCUCCUGGAUCCCAAGGGAACUUCAGGGGACAAAGAAGAGGACCAGAAGCAUGUACUAAGGAGAUCCCCUGGUGCCCGGGGCCAGAGGGAGAUGCACAAGUACAGUUAUGGCUCGGAGACACCAGUACGCUUGAGGCACCUGAACUGGAGCAUAGAACAGCGAAGUCAGGAGGACACUACCAAGCUGACUCGACAGCCCAGUAAGAAUGAGUCCUCCACAUGUCUGGAGCCCCAUGGUUCCUGUGUGCCCUACUCUGGGAGCCAGGGCAUGUUUGGGGCCAGCAAUGUGACUUCUUUCAGAGAUUCACCAGACCAUCCCACUGGUGCCUACUGCAGCCAAAUGAACAGACCCUUGCAGGAGAUCCACCAGCGCCAGAUGGAGCCUUCCCCUUGUCAUGUCCCCCAGGGCAGCCUGGGAUCGAGAAUCCCUCUGCCUGGAACGCAGCACUUCACAGCCAGGGGCCUUUCGACAGAGGAUACAAAAUUGCCCAGCCUGCCAGUGACCAUCGGCACCCCAUGUAAUCCAGUAUUGUCACUGGAAGUGCCAAUCAAGAGGGAAAGUGAGUCUGGAUCCCAGGAUAUAGCUGAUGCCAGCACAACUAGCCGGGUGUGGCUGGGAACCAGUGACAUGGCUAGGAGACAUCUGGUCAGUUUCCCUGCCAGGUUGCACCUGAAAACAGAACCUGACUAUAGGCAACAGGUCUGUACCCCACACCUUGGGCAUGGUAUGCUGGGAGCUAAUCCCCACAGCAAGGAUACUGUCGGAUCCUGCAGGGAGCAGGCUCCUCUUUAUCCUACACAUUGCACCUGCCUGGAUCCAGAGCUUCCUCCUCAACUCUUCAUGCAGGGCCACAGUGAGAGCCAGCACUCUCCUUUGGGCCAAGGCUGCAGAGCUCCUAUUGUUAAGCGUGAGCCCCUGGAAUCACCAGCAUGGGCCGUACCUGGUCAGGUGGCUGUGCCCAGGGUGUUCCCUAAGAGUGCCUCUAUAACUGUGAUCCCUCCCAAAGGCUCCAAUGGAAUUUUCCUACCCUAGAGCUGCUGCUCAGCUGGAAGUCUUAGUCCUUGGAUGAUGGAAUGUGAUCAAGGAUUCUUCUAGUGAAACUCUUUACGGAACUCAAUGGGCGAGGCUGAGAUCCCCUGCCUCAUGUGUGCCCUUACUUAGACAUGUAGUUGAGCAGUACAGCACCAAGGGACUCUCAUGCAUAAAUCUCAGUCUGUUCAAAUGGACAGUUUCUCUUUCAGAAAUUAAAAUGUUUAAGGAAGUAGCCAAUAGUAUUCUAUGCUGGGCAGUGCUCAAAUGAUUGUCAAAGUGGCACGUCCCUGAUGCCCAAGCUUGCUAAACCUGUAUGCAGCAGGAACUAAGGCUCUGAGUCAGGAUCUGAUGCCAUACUUGGCAUAGUGGUGGUCAGGGAAACAUUCUGUCCCAGGGUGUUUUCUGUGGGUCGCUGAGCACAUUUUAUGUACCUGUGUCCCUGGGCACAUCACAUAGUGGAGGCUACAGUUUCCAGGCCAGAAACCAGAGAACACAAAGGGUGGUGAAGAGGCAUUAUCCCUGGCAGUUGUCUAUAGGACUUCCAGGUAAGGCAACGGUUCCUAGUCCAGGGAGACUUAGGGACAGAAAGACAUCCAGUAUUUGUUUUGAUUUGUAAAGGCAAUGCACUCUGAUCAUAGGAAAUGUGGAUAUCAUGUAUAAAUCAGAAAGGAAAAGUCACCACUAACCACCAGCAAAAUGACGUAUAGCUGGUAGUACAAUUGAGAGUGUUCCAAGGACGGGCUUAGAUCAGAAACCUUUAUCCAUUAGCACAGGAUCCACCGAACAGGAAAAGCCUGCUGUGCUCUGCUUGCCUGUUUGGCACAGUCUCCCUCCCUCCAUCUCUGAUGCCACUUCUGAGGAAUGGCAGGAGCUCGAUGGAAAGGCUCAUGUCUAACUCUUGUGGGCAGUCUCUUCAAUACAGACUUCUCUCCUUUACCUAUAGCUCCAGGCUAUCGCUGCUCAGCCACUGGUUUAGUGAAGAACCUGCCUGGUAGAUGCCUGUACCCUUACCAGAAUCAGGUUGAGUGAGCAGGACUAGGUCUUCUGCGUAGCUUUUGAGCUGUCUGGUUUCCAGGAGGACUCACCAUGGGUCGGGGAUAUGACUGAAGAUUUUCUAGAACUGAGAUGCUAACCGUAAGAACCAGAGACUUGUGUUCUCUGUCCCUCAGUUGAUUUUCAAAGGGUACUACAGGAGAUGUGCUGUUGUAGAUGUGCUGUAGAUGUGAGGCCUGCUCAUACCUCCACUCCAGGUUCCUGUUCCCUAAAGCCUGAAGUCAGGAUGGUUUCCCAGUCUGCCCCUGUGCACCUGUCUCCCUCAUUCCGUCAAACUGUCCCAGUCCCACGUUACAUAUUUCUGCCAAGCAUAGCUUAUCCUGUGGAUAUUAAUGAGUAGCCAGAGGUAGAAUUUGAGUGUUCCUCAACACCUUCUGUUCUAACCACAUGCCCAGCUCCUGAGGGCAGGAUAUGCUCAGACCACUCACAUACCUGCCAUUCUAGCAUUUCCCUCUGAAAGAGUUUAGCUGUGUUCCUGUCCUCAGCCACACUCAGCAUCCCAUACACUUCUUACACAAGGAGCAGAGAACAUAGCCAACUGUUCUGCUCCAAUAUAUACAACAUUUACCAAGAAUCCUGGAGCCAGUAGAAGAAACCUAGGAAAAGAGUCCAUGAAAAUGGAAUUCAGAGCAUAAUCAGGCGUGGUGCACCCGAGAGACAGAAGAGAGGAUGAGUAGUUCAAGCCUCCAUGAGACCUUGUCUCAAGCAAAACAAAACAAGACAAAACAAAACAAGACAAAACGUAUUAUUACUUACUUACCGAUUUUAGCCAGAUUCCCAUCCCCUUGAUAUGUAACCAAAGAGCUGUGUCCCCGAUGAAGUCCAGACACCCUCCACUCAGGUAGUCUGAACCUUUCAAAUGUACCUCAUCUGCACCCUGCUGGGAUGACAUACCAAAUGUGGAGUGUGGGCAGCUCAGCUGGGACCUGGGCUUCCCUGCAAGGCAGUAAUUAUGGACACUGAGUUCUUGCCCUUGGAGGUCGGUUCUGCAGAUUUUUUGGCAGCAUUACACGGUAAGUUUGGAUACCUGGUGCCAACACUUUCCAAAGGAGCUCAGAUAUCUCAAACAUGCACUUUUGUUGCUCAUUCAAUACAAAUCUCCAGUCACCAUGCACAGGAAGUCCGCAAAGGAUGCUCCUACUUAAAAAUUUCUCCAUUUACACUAACUACAGGCAUUUUUUUUUUUUUUUGUGAUACCUAGCUUUUACCUAUAUGGAUAGAAAAUAUCAAAAGUCAAAUUUUAUGAGACAUGGGCUAGGAAGGAAUAAAUAAAGUGUCCUUUAUAUUUGCAAUUUCUACUGAAAAAAAGUCCUCAAAAUGUAGACCCAGUGAAGUUUAAACAGAUACACUACAAUGCAGCUUUCUGUGCUGUUUUCUCAGUGUUCUUGUUUUAC
Messenger RNA from Meriones unguiculatus (Mongolian gerbil), 4621 nucleotides. RefSeq names its product aryl hydrocarbon receptor repressor (gene Ahrr). The transcript has 11 exons. Gene Ontology annotation, biological process: regulation of transcription by RNA polymerase II. Lineage: Eukaryota; Metazoa; Chordata; Mammalia; Rodentia; Muridae. Gene Ontology annotation, cellular component: aryl hydrocarbon receptor complex; nucleus. The coding region runs from base 72 to 2174 and encodes 700 amino acids. The record is from RefSeq and is a predicted model, not a curated record. Gene Ontology annotation, molecular function: nuclear receptor activity; transcription cis-regulatory region binding; protein dimerization activity.